GUGGGCGCCGCGGCGGGCGCUUCCUGCGGGCUCGCGGGCCGGAGGGCGGCCGCCCGCGCGCGCGGGGCCGCCACGGGCCUGCUGGCCGCGCCGGACACUCCCAGCGAGGAGUGCCUGUGCUGCCUGCCCGACCUCGGGGCGCGCUCCUACUGGAUGCAGAAUCGCGUGCAGAGGGCGCUUCGGGAUCGUGUCUGGGGGCUCUCCGACAUCGAGCUCGUGUGUCUGGGCCUGUGCCCUAUCAGGGAGCAGGCCAGCUUCCUCGCCGAGAUCACGGGAUCAGGCUCGGUGGGCGGCCGGCUUCUCGGAAAGGCUCGGGCAACGGUACUUGAAAAGUGGGGGCAGCGCGUAAAAUGGAUGGCGUCCAGGAUAGACGAUGACCAGCUCAAUCGGUUAAAAUCGCACAGCAUGGACGAAUGGGAUGAACAAGUUUUGAAUGUCGAGCGUGGGGCCGAACAGAAGCGAGCAGUCUUCGCGGAGUUCCCGAACAAGGAGUAUAGCCGACCCGAAUUCUUGCAAAGUUUUGUGCAUAGAAAUCUACAAGACGUGGUCGGCGCGCUCAGUGACGGAGCAUUGAGGGUUCUCGGGUCGUUGCCUUAUCCUGAUCAGGAAGGAGCGCUUGACCAGAUUCAGAAGCAUGACGCUAUCAAACAUUUCGAGAGAGAGAGCGAAUGCUUCACCACGUCCCGAAGAAGGAGCGGGAUUUAGCCAAGAACUUCACAGACGUCAUGCUUCGACGUUUCAUUCCUUUCCCAGAGUCGUUCUUAGCCCCGUAUUUGACCGAAUCGGGCACGCAGAACACGCAGUUGGAGAGAGGUGUUGUGAGCCAGAUUGAAGACCAGAAAGGCCAGGCCACGCCAGACGCGGGCCAGUCAACCUUUCGACGCCUUGGCCCGCCUCCUGCCGCCCCUGCUUUUUGCAUCUUCCUGAGAAGGCUGCUGGACCAGUUGAGCACAGAGAUAGUGUCUGGCAAGAUUGACUUCGAGGUAAUGAGCGAUGACUGGUCACAUGACAGCGUCCUCGGCGUGUGCGCGACCGGAACUCUUCUCCGCAGUGGCAGCAUCGACUUGCUGGCUAUCGCUGGAGAGUCUAUGGAACCAUUCGCUUUAGACGUCCAGGCGCUCUCGCGGGAGGCGCCGGGAUACGAGCUAGUGGCGAUCAAGAAGGUGCUCGAGGACGAGGAUGUCGUCAAGGUCGUGCACGAUUGCCGGGCCCUCUCGGACGUCCUGAAGCACCGCUACGGCAUCCAGUUGCGGGGAGUGUGGGACACGGAUGUGUCCUGGGGGAUGCUCCACGGAGCGUCGACAGAGCCCGUGUCGUUGCAGAGGGCGCUGCUCAAGUACAAGCCGGAUGUUGCGAGGGCGAUAGCGCAGCAGCAGGAGGAGCAGGAGGAGGAGUUGGGGCCGCUGGAGCGUCUCCGAGGCCAGCUGCGGCCCGCGGGCGCAGCGCCCGGCGGGGGGGCGCCCGACGGCGCCCUGCUGCCCCAGCAGCUGGCGCAGAUGGCCGAGGCGCUUCGCUGCAUGGCCAUGGAAAUGGGGCCGAGUCUGGAGGAUCGCCACGUGCAGCGCUUCGGCAGAGAGUGCCAGAAUCGGCUGAGUGAGUUCCGGGACUGGCCCGGCCAGCACCCGAAGGCUUUCCAGGACAGCGCUUGGAGGCCAUUCGAAUUCUCUGGAAGAAAGCUUUGCAUCAGCGGUGUAUUGGUCGGUCAGGCGUCCAAGGAGGAGGCAGAUCUUCAGUCGAAGGCCCGGGAGGACCUCGAGUCAAAAGAGCUCGACAGGCUGCUGUCAUUGCUGCCAGAGGAGGCCAGGAAGGCAGUGGUAGACCACAUGACGGGGCUCCAGGAGCCAGGAUUCUUGGUGGAGGUAGUUCUCGGAAUCAAUCGCCCAGUGGAGGUCUGCUGGUGGGACCCGAAGAGAGGGAAGUCGCAGGCCGAGGUGGAGUGCACGGUCUCGCGGACACAGAUGAAGAGCAUCGUCGAAGACAUGAGAUCCCAAGGCAUGACCUUCAAUCGGCAGGAGCGCGCCGGCAUCGACGGGACCCUGCACAUGAUCUCCGCGACCCGCAGCGAGCCCGCGGGCGACGUCGUGGCGCUCAACAUGCGGGCGGGCAGGGCGAGCGAGCGGCUGGCACUCCUGCUCGAGGACCUCUUCGCGGGCCCCGGGUCGGUGCUGCUCCUGGGGCCCCCCGGAGUGGGCAAGACGACGCUGCUCCGGGCCCUGGCCGGGAGGGCCGCGCGGCCGGAAGGGCCAGGGCCGCUCGAGGAGGAGCGGCAGAACUCGGGGGUGCCCACCUCGCGGCCGCUGAGCAUGGUCGAGAAGAGGGUCGUCCUCGUGGACCCCGCGGGAGAGCUGGCAGGCGGUGGGGACGAGUGCCACCCGUCGGUGCUUCCAGCCUGGAAGUACCCGGCGUACACCGCGGGGCAAAAAGAUCGGAGCGAGGCGCGCCGGGAGGGCAUGGUGUCAGUCGUCGAGAACCUGAACCCGCAGGUCGUCGUCGUGGACGAGAUCGGAACGCCCGGAGAGGCCAAGGCUGCCAAGACGGUCGGUGCGAGGGGCGUGCGCAUCAUCGCCACUGCACACGGAAGUUCACUGCGAGACCUGAUGGGCAACGUGGAGCUCCGAGACCUGAUCGGCGGCCUUCAGGAGGUCACUCUCGGGGACAGCAGCGCACGUGCCAGGUCUGAUCACCGCAAGGUGCAGACCGAGAGGGUCUCGAAGCCCGUGUUCCAAGUCCUGGUGGAGGUGCGGUCCGACUCCCUCGUGAUUCACCACGAUUUGGCUCUGUCGGUGGACCGGCUUUUGGAAGGCACGACCCUCUUCGUCGAGGAGAGGGCUUUCCAAGGUGCAGCCAAGAUGACUCGGUGGCGUCAGUUCUUAGCGCCCAGUCGGGGGUCAUGCGUGAGGAACGGGAGCAGAAGUAAUUGCAGGACGCGGAUGAGGGGGACCGCAAAUCAAGAAAAAACAACUAUUUCUGUUCCAACCAUCCUGUGGUGUUGAGUCCUCCUCCUCCCCCUCUUACCCCUCUCUCCUCCUUUUUCG
Molecule: messenger RNA, 3035 nt
Organism: Prorocentrum cordatum
Lineage: Eukaryota; Dinophyceae; Prorocentrales; Prorocentraceae
Source: the annotation of a GenBank genome assembly